Molecule: messenger RNA, 708 nt
Organism: Xenopus laevis (African clawed frog)
Lineage: Eukaryota; Metazoa; Chordata; Amphibia; Anura; Pipidae
Product: cancer-related nucleoside-triphosphatase-like
Exons: 4
Coding region: 347-697 (116 amino acids)
Source: RefSeq, a predicted model, not a curated record
CGGGUCCCCUUUAAGUAAGCCCAUUUGCCUGUAAACCUGAUUUGUUUCCAGGGCAAUUCAGGAUACAGGCCUACUUACUUGAUUAGUAUUUAAGAAUUACUCUACAGCAUUAAAAAAACCUGUUAAAUAAUUGUCAUUGUUUUCAUUUGCAGGGAUUGGAAAAACUACUCUGAUUCAGAAAGCUGUAGAAGCUUUAAAAUCAUAUGGCUAUUCCAUUCAUGGAUUUUACACAGAAGAAGUAAGAGUAGGCGGAAGAAGAGUAGGGUUUGAUGUUGUAACCUUGGCUGGAAAACGUGGUACCUUAUCUCGAAUCAGCUCUGGUAUACCAAAAGAAAAGUGUAAAUACAUGGUUGGACAGUAUGCUGUAGACCUUGCCUCUUUUGAACAACUGGCUCUUCCAGUACUUACAGAUGUAAGUAAAGAUGUUGUCAACAAAAAGCACAAAACAAUAUGUAUCAUUGAUGAGAUUGGAAAAAUGGAACUCUUUAGCCAGUCAUUUAUUCAUGCUGUCCAAAAAACCCUGGAUUGUGAUACUGCUUUCAUAUUUGGGACUAUUCCAGUUGCGAAAGGGAAGCCGCUUCUACUUGUUGAAGAAAUAAAAAAUAGAGCAGAUGUGAGAAUAUUUAAUAUUACAAGAGAAAACAGAGAUGCUAUUAUGCAAGAAAUAGUGACAGCAAUACAAGACUGCUGUAAAUAAAGUUUAUGAAA